AUGGAUGGAUAUUCAUCACUUUCAUCAAGUGGUAAUAGUAUAGCACCACCAAGACCAACAAAUAAUAGUGUUGGUGGUGGUAGUAAUAGCAAUAAUUACAAUCAAAGAGAAAUCACUACCCCAUUGAGAGGUAUGGUACCAAAUCUAGGAGAUGGAUCAUCAUCUCAAACUUUAUUAUUCAAGAAUAUAUUAUUAUUACAAGAUGUUGAAUUCUUUUGUUCAAUAUUAGAUAAUUUCUGUAGAUCAUCAUCAACACAAAAAAUAACAGAUCUAAUUAAUUCAUUAAUAGUUAUCUUAGAUGAUUCUUUUUUAGAAUUAUUAAGAUUAUUUAUAAAACAAACUAUUGAUCAAGCUAAACAAUGUUCAACUGAUGAAAGUAAUCCACUUAAUUAUCAAAGUUUUUAUAAUUUAAUUAAUAGAAUGGCGGCAAUUUAUUUAAAAUCACAAUUAGGUGGAUUAAUGGAAAAAACAAUGAUAUCACAAGUUUUAAAUUUUACACCAAUGAUUCAAGAGCAAAUAGUAAUUUUAGCGAAUAAAGAAGCAAAUAAAAAUAAUAAUAAUGUACUAUCAGCAAAUUCAACACCAAAUGUAACUGCAUUAAAAACUUCACCUGCUAUAGGAUCACCUAGAAUUAUAAUGGGAAGUAAUUAUAAUAAUAGUAGUAAUAAUAACAAUAUAGAUUCAAUAGAUUUAAAUAAUAAUUCACCAAACAUGUUAAAAAAUAAUUCACCAUCAACAUUUAUUAAUGGAAGUGUUCCACAAAUAAAUGGUGGCGGUGGUAGUUAUAAUCUUACACCAAUUUCAUCACCAACCAUUGGUAGUUCAACACCAACAAUAAUAACAUCAUCAUCAUCAACAACAACACCAACAAAUAAUAAUAAUAGUAAUAAUAAUACACCAAUAAUUUCACAAACAAUUAUACAAAAUAUAAAUGUAGAACAUAUGAAAGAUCAAAUUUCUCAAUUUUCAAUAUCAAUUAUAAAUACAAUUUUUAGAUCAAUUGAAAAGUUUCCACCAACAGUAUUUCAGUUAUUUGAAAUGUUAUAUUUAGAUAUUCAUCAAGUGUUUUCACCCGAUUUUUGUUUUGAAUUAAUGAAGAAAAUCUUUUUCACCAAAUUGAUUUGUCCAAUCUUGGCAAAUUUGAAAUCACCACCUAAUAUGGCCAAUGGUAAAUUCUUUACGAAAACCUAUAUCGAGAUUUCAAAAGUAGUAUUGGAUAUUGCAUUCGAUAGGGACCAAUCACGUCGUGGUAGUGUAACUACACAAGAGCAAAUUAUGCACUUUAUAAAAGGUAUGAUCUUUAGAAACACUCAUUCUAUAUCUAUGACUGCCGCAUUGAAUCCAACAUUGAAUAAUCAAGUUAUACCACCAUCAAUUCCAUUACCUUCAAAAGAAGAAGCUUGUAACAAUUUCAUAAAUAAUAUUCGUAGUGAAUCCUCUGAAUUGGAAGAAUCAUUUAAACGAGCAAAAGAUUUAAAUACUUGUAUUUCAUUUGCACGUGCUGACCGUCAAAUUUAUUUAUUUUCAAUUUUUAAAGAAAUGUUAAUUAAUUUUAAAAUUUCAUUUAAUUUAUUAAAUAAUAAUCAAAAUAAUAAUCAAAAUAUUAAUCAAAAUAAUAAUAAUAAUAAUAAUCAAAAUUGUAAUAGUAAUACAUCAAGUCCAAUAAUUUCAUCUAGAAGUGGAUUUUAUACAUUAAGAAAUUCAUCAACAAAUUCAUCACCAACUAAUCCACCAUUAACUGCGCGUGGUAAUGGUUCAAUAUCAAUAGGUAAUAAUAAUAAUAAUAAUAAUAAUAAUAAUAAUAAUAAUAAUAAUAAUAAUAAUAACAAUAAUAAUAAUAAUAGUGGUGGUGGUGGUGGUGGUUUAAAUAAUAGUAGUAAUUUAUUAAUUAAUCCUUGGGUAUCAUCAUAUCAAAAUUCAAAUAUUUCAAAUAGUGAUCAAGUUCAAAGUACACGUGUUGUUCAAUCAUUUAGUAAGAAAUGGACAUCUGAUGAAUUAAGACCAACUUAUUUAGGUAAAUCACCAAAGAAGAGAAGUUGGGUAUUGGAUAAAAAGAAUAUAAAAACUCAAAUUAUCAAUUUACAUAUUUUCUUGGACAAUUAUUCAGUUUGUAGAAUUGUAACAGUACCAAUGAAUAUCACUUUUCAAGCAUUAGCCAAUAGAAUUCAUACUGAUUCCGAGUUUUCUGAUAUACAAUUGAAUAAAGAAGAAUAUGAAAUGGUGAUACGUUAUCCAGAGGAAUCCAUUACAGUACUCAAUGAUGAAGGUAAUCAAGAAGUAAUUUGUGAACCGGAAUUACCAUUAUGGAUGUUUGAUAUUGAUACAGAGUCAAUUAUAAUUUUUAGACCAAUAAAAAGACGUUCACCAUCAAGUUCGUUUAAUAUAUUUUUAAAAUUUAUUUUCCCAUCAAAUUCAUCAUUUAAUUCCUCAUCUUCAUCAUUACCAUCUACACCUCAUCAAAAAAUUAAUCCAAUGAUUUUGUACAUUAAUCCACAAUCAACACCACAAUCUAUAAUUGAUAAAUUUUCAAAACUUAUACAACCAUCACUCUUGGAUACAGCUCAUUUAGGGUUCUAUUUACGUGAUAUCGAUGAUGAAUCAUCUUCACCGCCAUCUAUUAAAAUUCCAAAUAAUAAUUCAUUUGCUCAUAAUAAAAUUUCAACAAUGGAUAUUAUUGAAUGUGGUCCACGUUUAUCAUAUGAAUUUAGUAUAACAGUUAAUGGUACAAUUCAAAAUAUUCUAAUUGAUUUUGAUAAUCAAAUUGAUAAUGUCGCAAAUAUAUUCUAUAAUAUUUAUCAACAUUUAAUUGAAUUAUCACCAAGAUCAUUAUCAUCAUCAUCUUCAUCAUCUUCUGAUAUAAAUAAUAAUAAUAAUAACAACACCAACAAUAAUAUUGAACUUACAAGUAGUGGUAGAAUUUUAACCUCAAAUGGUUCAAAACAUAAUAGUAAUAAUAGUAAUAAUAGUAGUGGUAGUAGUAAUAUUUCUGAACAAAAUUUAAAAAGAUCUUCUGGUAUAAUUGAUAGUAUUAUUAAUGGCCAUUCAAAUAAUAAUAGUAAUAAUUAUGCAUUAGCAUUAUUAAGUAAUUCAAACUUUUUACCAAUGUUUUUACCAGGUCAAUCAAAAUUACAAGAUUAUUGUUUUAAUGUUGGUGAUGAAUUAAUACUAACAGAGAAAACAUUUGUUCAAUUGGUUGAAGUUUUAGCAACACCAAGAAGACCUCCAAUAGCAUUAUCAUCAUCUUUAAGUCAAUCCAAUGCUUUUAACUCAAAUGUUUAUAAUUCAAAUGCUUAUAAUUCAAAUGUUUAUAAUUCAAACCCUUAUUUAUCAAAUUAUAAUGGUUUAUCAUCUCAAAGUUUAAAUUCAAUGAAUGUGGAUGGCGCUGGUGGUGUUGGUGGUUUUAAUGGUGAACAAAAUCAACAACAAAAUAAGGUUAUUGCUAGGGUUAGAGUAAUUUGGGCAGGUUCAAAUAGUUCAGUAGAUAGAUUACAAUCAUUUAUAAAUACUUCACAAAAUGUUAAUACAACUUAUUCUGGUAGUACAAUGGCAUUGAAUGAUGUUUUGAGUAAUCCAAAUCAAUUACUAUCAACACCAUUAUCACGUCCAUUAUUAUCAACUGUGAUAGCUCAAGAUAAUACAUACAUUUGUACAUCUAAAAAUGAUUAUUGUAUGAAUAAUCAAGUUAAACUUUGUAUAGUAGGUGAAGAGAGUCAAGAGAAAUUAUCAUUUUAUAAUUCACUUAGAAAGAAUUAUUCACAAAAUGGUUUGUUAUCAUCUGGUGGUGGUCGUGGCGGUGGUUUCUUUGGUAGUAAUUUCAUACCGUCGUCAACAAGUAAUGUAAAUGAAGUUUCAUCAAUCGACGGUGUAUUACAUACGAGUGAGUUGGUAGUUGGUUCAGCGGAAAUCGACCAAAUUACAUUGAAAACCUUUUAUAUAUCAGGUAAUGAACAAUAUCAAGUGGUUCAUCCAUUAUUCAUAUCACCACAAUCAUUAUUCAUUAUCACAUAUAAUCCAAUGAAUAUUAAUUCAACAAUGAUUAAUUAUUGGUUAGAGAUUAUUCAAACUAAAGCACAAGGUUCUACGGUUUAUUUGGUUGGUUUAUCAAAUACUUCAAUUGAUGAGAAGAAAUUUGUUAGUUUUAAAUCAGAAUAUCAUCGUUUGUUUAGAUUCAAUAAUAUUAAUAGUUAUUCAAAUAUCUCUUUAAAGAAUUCAAAACAAAUUAAACAAUUGGUACAACGUUUACAAAAUAAUGCAAUGAUGAAACAAUAUCAUUAUAAAAUUCCAUUAAGCUAUUCAAUUCUAAAGAGUCAAUGUCAAGAAUCAGUAAAGGAGGCUUAUGCUAGAAAUAAAAUGCCAUUGAGUUCAAUACCAUUGAUAAAGAAUAUAGCAAGAAUAUUUAGUAUUGAACCAAGAGAUAGUGAAGCUGCAAUUAAAUAUCUUUAUGAAAUUGGUGAGGUGCUUUACUAUCGUUAUGAAGCCAAUGAUCAAUUAUUAAAUGAAUUGGUAUUUUUAGAUUCAAUGUGGAUGUCAAAAUUAAUCUCUGCAGUGUUGGCAUUGAAAACUCAAAAUGGUAUGACAGUGGUCGAUCAAAUCACUCAAGCCUGGGCAUCAUUAUUCCCACAUUGUAAGACAAGUUCAUUGUUAUUCCUUUUAGAGAAGUUUGAAUUGGUUUACAUUUCAGCUGAAGAUAGUUCAGUGAUUAUUCCUCAACUAUUUGGUGGUGAAAGACCAAUGGUUAUGAGGGACCUUUGGUCACCAACUGCUCAUGCCAAUAAUGAAUAUUUAAGAAUCUAUGAAUUUCAAUUCCUUCCAAAGGGUUUCUUCUCUCGUUUAUCAGUACGUGUACUUCAACAUUAUGAUCCAUUAUGUAUUUGGCAAAAUGGUAUGGUACUUCAACCAGCAGGUCAAUUAUGGGGUGGUGCAGCUAAAUCAUUUGAUUCUCAAUGUUUGAUAGAGUACGAUUCAGUAAAUUUCAUUCUAAAAGUUUCAAUUCGUGACGAUAAUAAACAACAACAAUUGCUAAAGAGUAUCGUUGAUUUGGUGUCAUCUUUCAUUCUUUGGUAUUUCCCUGGUCGUUUAAGUAAUGUACGUGUAGCAUGUACACAUUGUACCAAUCAACAUAUAGAAAAUCCAACAAUGUAUACUUUAGAUUAUUUAGAGAAUCAAGCAUCACUAGGUCAAACCAAUGUAAUUUGUAAAGCACAACUAGGUGGUAUCAUUCAUGAAACACUUUCACCAAGAACAACUAAAAUCGAUAUCUAUUCAUUGGCAUUUGAAGUAACAUUCAAUAGUAAUAAAUUCUCUGUAAUUCCUUAUGAAACUUUGAAAUUUGGUCCACAAUUAGGUAGUGGUUCCUAUGCGAAUGUUUAUCGUGGUAUUUGGAAUGGUAGUGAAGUGGCAAUCAAAGUAUUGAAUUUCGAUGAUGGUCAUGCCAAUACCACAGAAAAGUAUAGAGAAUUUAGAAAUGAAGCACAUAUAACUGGUGAACUUCGUCAUGCAAAUACAGUUUCAUUGAUGGGUGUAUCGUUAAGUCCAUUCUGUUUGGUUACAGAGUUACUUCAAUAUGGUGAUUUAGCAAAAUUCAUUAGAAAUACAGCUGAAACUUUCUCAUGGGGUACUGUAUUGAAAUUGGCUAUCGAUGUUGCUAAAGGUAUGAAUUUCCUUCACAGUUGUAAACCAAUGAUCGUUCAUAGAGAUCUAAAGAGUGCAAAUAUUUUAUUGGGUGGUUCAUCAAUGGACAAUUUGGUUGCUAAAGUUGGUGAUUUCGGUCUAUCGAUUAAACCAAUUGGUAAAGAGGUUAAAGGUAGAAAAGUUUGGAAUUGGAGAUGGUUAGCACCAGAGUGUAUGGGUGAUGGUCAAUAUACGGAAAAGAUUGAUAUCUAUUCCUAUGCAAUUGUACUUUGGGAGAUAAUCACUCGUGAUUUACCAUUCGAAGAGUAUGUUGAUCAAUUGAAAUGGAAUUCAAUCAUUGAAGAUAAAAUUAUGAAAGGUUUACGUCCAACCAUUCCAAAUGAAUGUCCACCUGAUAUGAAACAAUUAAUCACAGAUUGUUGGAGUGGUGAUCCAAAGAAAAGACCAUCUUUCAAUUCAAUUCUAGAACGUUUAUCAACAAUGCAAAAAACUUUUAAUCUAAAUGAAAGAUUAGAAUUUUGUAAACAAUUACCACCAAUUAAUGAAGAUCAAAUAAAUCAACAACAACAACAACCACCUCCACAAUCACAAGCCGCCCAACAACAACAACCAUCAACUUCAACUCCACCACUAUCACAACAUCAACAAAAAUUAUCAAUUUCAAAUUUACAAUUAAAUAAUUUAUUAAAUAAUCAUAAUAGUAAUGGUAGUAAUAGUUCAAUUCAAUCAAGUUUAAGUCAUAAUAAUAAUAAUUUAAAUAAUAAUAUAAAUAAUAAUAAUAAUAAUAAUAAUAAUAAUAAUAAUAAUAGUAGUGGUGGUAGUAGUGGUGUAUCACAUAGUGGUAGUAGUGGUAAUAAUUUUGUAAUUCCAAUUAUAACUGCAAUUGCAAAUGGUGGUAUUGGUAGUGGAGGUAAUCAACAUCAACAAAAUGGAUCAUCAACACCACAUUCAAAUUCACAAUCAAAUUCAGGAUCUUCAAGUGUUUAUGAAAGUGGUGAUGGAUCAUUAUCAUCAGCAGGUAGUUUUAAGAUAUUAAGAUAUGAAAUGGUAUUACCAGUUGCUUUCACAUCAACUAUUCACUCACUAUAUCCAGUUCAAAAUAAUAAGAAUGAAGUAUUUGUUUGGUGUGGUAUGGGUGAUGGUUCAGUUUGUGUUAUUAAUUCAGCAACUAGACAAAUCGUAUCAACCUCUAGAAUUGCAGAUUCAAGUCGUAUACUUGGUUUUAGUUUAAUUAGAAAGUGUACACCAUCAUCAAGUAGUGUUACAUUAACAAGUAGAAGUAGUUUAAAUUUAAGUUCAUUAGCAAGUGGUUCAACCCCAUCACCCUAUAGUAGUGGUGGUAGUGGUGGUAGUUUAGGUAGUAGUUAUCAACCAAUUUGUCCAACCAUUGAAGAGGAUUCACAUAUUUGGGCAUUCUACAAUGAGGGUAUACUUUGUUUUGAAGCGAAAUCAUUCAAGCUAUUGAAAACCAUUAAAACCAAUUUCAUUACGUCAUUGGUAGAUGAAGGAGAAUCAGUUUGGUCCAAUUGUAAAGAGAAAACAUCUUGUAUCAAAGUAAUUAGUAAAUCAAAAUUGAAAACAAAGAAACUAAUGAAUGUAAAGACAUUGGAUGCUCAAAUCACAACCAUUCUAAUUCAUCAUUCAAGUGUUGGUGCAGUUGGUGCAAGUAGAGUUUGGUUGGGUACUGAUAGAGGUAUGAUAUUCAUUCUCGAGUAUCCAUCAAUGGCACCGAUUGCUCAUCAUGAAAGUCAUGGUGGUGCUUUAAUUCAUACAAUUAAAAGAAUGGAUAGAUUCGUCAUAACUUGUAGUGAAAGAGUGAUUUGUAUAUUCGAUGAAAGUGGUAUCAUAAAGAAAAGAUUGGAUGGAUUAGCAUCAAGAGUUUUAUCACUUUUAAUUUUAGAUACCUAUAUCAUUGGUGCUUGUUAUGAUAGUACCAUUUUAGUUUGGGAUUCAAAGCAAAACUUUAGAAUGGUUCAAUCAUUAAAGAAAAAACAUACCGAUGCUAUCUCUUCCUUAGCUUUUGCUCUCUCUCCUCAAGGUAAACCACAAUUAUGGGUCGGUGGUUGGGAUAAGAAAAUUACAACUUAUUCUUUCUUUGAAGAUUUGGAAUCUUCUUUAUCCAUUGCUUUACAAACUCCACCUCCAUCUUCCUAUCCAACUUUAGCAACUCCAAGAUUAGGUUUGGUUAAUGUUUCAAAGUCAAAAUUAUUUGGUUAA
Dictyostelium discoideum AX4 is the source of this 7848-nucleotide messenger RNA. RefSeq names its product WD40 repeat-containing protein (gene roco7). Bases 1 to 7848 code for a protein of 2615 amino acids. NCBI's taxonomy places the organism in Eukaryota, Evosea, Eumycetozoa, Dictyosteliales, Dictyosteliaceae. Gene Ontology annotation, cellular component: cytosol. The record is from RefSeq and is a predicted model, not a curated record. The transcript has 2 exons. Gene Ontology annotation, molecular function: protein kinase activity; ATP binding; protein serine kinase activity.